Messenger RNA from Esox lucius (northern pike), 1236 nucleotides. RefSeq names its product COP9 signalosome subunit 8 (gene cops8). NCBI's taxonomy places the organism in Eukaryota, Metazoa, Chordata, Actinopteri, Esociformes, Esocidae. Gene Ontology annotation, cellular component: COP9 signalosome. Gene Ontology annotation, biological process: COP9 signalosome assembly; protein deneddylation. The transcript is spliced from 7 exons. The record is from RefSeq and is a predicted model, not a curated record. The coding region runs from base 41 to 619 and encodes 192 amino acids.
AGUGUUUCUUUAAUGUUGCUAACAAGACGCUGAUACAAAAAUGCCUACUGCUGCAGUGAUAAUGGAUGAAAAUUAUGAUAAACUUUUAGAACAGUGCGAAACACAGGAGCUUGAGGCUCCAGGUGGCAUUGCAACCCCUCAAGUGUAUGCCCAGCUAUUAGCGCUUUAUCUACUGCACAAUGACAUGAAUAAUGCCAGGUACCUGUGGAAGCGAAUUCCUCAAGCCAUCAAAUCGGCAAACCCAGAGCUGAUGGCAGUAUGGGCAGUGGGUCAGCGUAUAUGGCAGAGAGACUUCCCAGGAAUCUACUCGGCCAUUGCCGCCCACCAGUGGUCUGAGAACAUCCUGCCCGUCAUGGAGGCCCUGCGAGAGACCACCCGCAGGAGGGCAUAUGGCCUGGUUGCCCAGGCUUACACUUCCAUCACAGCUGAAGACUUUGCAGCCUUUGUGGGGUACUCCGUGGAUGAAGCUGUGAAGGGGGUGGUUAGCCAGGGCUGGCAGGCAGACCCUGCCACAAGGAUGGUAAUGCCCCAGAAGCCAGAUCCUCCCCCUGUUUCGCUGGUGCCAAAUGAACAGCAGCUGGCCAGACUCACUGACUACGUGGCUUUCCUUGAGAACUGAUAAAUUCCCUUCAGCCCCAUUUGUCUGCUGUGAGGAGGACACCAGAAUGUGCCUCUUCUUGAACUCAGAUGGACACACAAUACACACAUGCAGAACCUCAAGCCCCUCUCCCCCCCUCGGUGGUUUACUCUAGUCAUGUCUCUGAAAGAUAGGCCUUGGACUUUAGUUUGUAAGCCCGCUAUCUCCAGUUUGGGGCAUAGAUUACCCAUUCAUGCAGUUGUCAUCUUGUAUUUGAAUAUUUCUGUGACUGUGUUCCUUUAAGUAGUAUUAGGUUUUGCACCUCAUGACUACAUGAAGUUAUUUGAUAGGAAAACACUUCACCAUGUUUUACACAGUAUCGAAUAUGAAUAUAUAAAUAGCUCUAGCCCGGACUAUCUGAGCAUAAGAUUGUCCCUGCCCGCAAUGUAAAUUCUUCAGAUGACUCCUGGGUCACGUCAUCACAUCUACGUCAUACAUAGAUAUCACUAACCUCACAUGCCGUUAGGGUAUGCUGCAUGUGAGUAAAGGCUGUUUAAAAAUGAGACCCCUCUCUCUUACAACACUCUCCUAUGUAUAGAGACUGCCUGUGAAUCAUUGUUUGUUUUGACACUUGAAUAAAUGUUAUGGUUUAUUUCUAA